Messenger RNA from Juglans microcarpa x Juglans regia, 1406 nucleotides. RefSeq names its product E2F transcription factor-like E2FF. The transcript has 10 exons. The coding region runs from base 197 to 1213 and encodes 338 amino acids. Gene Ontology annotation, molecular function: RNA polymerase II cis-regulatory region sequence-specific DNA binding; DNA-binding transcription factor activity, RNA polymerase II-specific. Gene Ontology annotation, cellular component: RNA polymerase II transcription regulator complex. The record is from RefSeq and is a predicted model, not a curated record. NCBI's taxonomy places the organism in Eukaryota, Viridiplantae, Streptophyta, Magnoliopsida, Fagales, Juglandaceae. Gene Ontology annotation, biological process: regulation of transcription by RNA polymerase II.
AGGAAGCGAAGCCCAACAAAGGACCGAAACCGUGUCCAAAAAAUAGAGCAGAUUUCAAUUUAAAUUCCUGCGAGCCAAACAACCAUCCUCCCUCCCAAUUAUAUCUGUAGAAUAUAUCAGGAAAAAAAUAAGAGAGAGUGAGACGGAGAGAUCAGAAACGGGUUGAAUCCUCCUUUUCAGGUGGCUGUCAGGAGCAAUGUCUUCUCUUGAUCUUCAAAAUCCCGAAACGAGGCCACCCGCUUACCACCGCAAGGAGAAGUCUCUCGGACUUUUGUGUUCCAAUUUCUUGAGGUUGUAUAGUGAAGAAGGCGUCGCAACGUUCGAGCUCGACGAUGCAGCUAGCAAACUAGGAGUUGAGCGGCGCCGUAUGUACGACGUAGUCAACAUAUUGGAGAGUAUUAGAAUUAUAGCAAAAAAGGGGAAGAACCAAUACUCGUGGAAGGGUUUUGGAGAAGUUCCUCGGGCUUUAGAGGAGCUCAAGGAAGACGGUAUGAGAGAAAAAUCCAAUCACUCUGAUUUCUGCAAUCCUGUUAAAGUUUCAAAGAACAUUGAAAAUGGAGUGCCUUCUAGUCUCCAAAAUAAUUGGGAGGCCCGGUCUACAGCCUCUUUGAGAAGAGACAACAGAAGGGACAAAUCUCUAGUGAUUCUCACUCAGAGCUUUAUCAAGCUUUUCCUCUGUUCAGAUAUGGAUUUUAUCUUGCUUGAUGAUGCUGCGCAGGCAUUGCUGGGUGAUAACCAUGACACAACAGCUUUGAGAACAAAAGUUAGACGACUGUAUGAUAUUGCGAAUGUUUUUUCUUCCAUGAAUAUGAUUGAGAAGACUCACUUCCCAGAGAGUAGGAAACCAGCAUUCAGGUGGUUGGGAUGGAAAGAGAAACGCGAGAAUGGAUCUGAUACGCCUUCAGAUCUGAAUGAAUCCAAAAAGAGACUGUUUGGGAUUGAUAUUACAAACGACAUCUCAAAGAGAAAUAGGGUGGAGUCUUCUACGAAUUGCAUAAAUCAGACGGCAAUAGAUGUGCCAAUGCAUAACAGACAUGGUGAUUUGCGAAUUGUCCAUGAUGGGAUCAAAUUGAAGCAGCGUUCAAAACACAGCUCAAAGGGUAUAGAAUUUGGCCCUUUUGCUCCUGUGAAUGUAUCCGGUUUGAAAGAUCCUGAAAGGAGAAGAGUGAUAGAGUUUCAGGAGAACUUGACUUCAACUUAUCGUCCUCAAUAACACGACCAAGGUGAUUUAUAAUGUGUCUACGGAUAUGAUUUUGAUAAACGGGAUAUAGUACUGCAGAAGUCUAACGACAGUUUUCGUGGUGGAUUACUUUGAAUGCAGCAGAUGUUCUUAAGUUAUUCUUGUCUUACCAUGUCAAAUGCUGAUUUAACUGAUGUCAAUUAUCAUAAUAUAAUGGAUUUGCAUA